Messenger RNA from Striga asiatica, 324 nucleotides. The record is from the annotation of a GenBank genome assembly. Lineage: Eukaryota; Viridiplantae; Streptophyta; Magnoliopsida; Lamiales; Orobanchaceae.
AUGGGCGGUCCAGUGAUCCGUGUUGUCCCGCACGAAGUUGUUCCACUGCCGAGUCUGCUCUGUCCAACGCGCGUCGUUGGACUCUACGAACGACGUCCAACGUGCGUCGUUGGUCUCUACGAACGACGUCCAACGCGCGUGGUUCUGCUCAGUGAAAGCAGUCCAACAGGCAUCAUUCCGAGCCUGAUACUCAGAAAACCUGACAGGGGCCCUGUCGGAAUAAGCAUCGGAAUGGCCCGGUAUCGGAAGUGGAAGCUGAGAGGACUCCUGAUGAGGCUCGUCAUCGGCGGUAGCGUGGAGUGGUGUCUGAGAUGGGGCACUUGA